Messenger RNA from Wasmannia auropunctata (little fire ant), 2278 nucleotides. Its product is annotated as C3 and PZP-like alpha-2-macroglobulin domain-containing protein 8. NCBI's taxonomy places the organism in Eukaryota, Metazoa, Arthropoda, Insecta, Hymenoptera, Formicidae. Bases 1147 to 2058 code for a protein of 303 amino acids. The transcript has 6 exons. The record is from RefSeq and is a predicted model, not a curated record.
UACGUGGCAUAUAGAAAUUUAUAAAUAAUUUAUAUAUAAAUUCUAUCCCUUCAAAGAUCUAACGUAAAGACAUAGAUCUUUGUAGUAUAAGCUUUAAUUACAUUGUUAAAAGUUAAGCAGAUGCUGCAAUUAUCAUUACGCAUUAUUAUUACAGUUAUUAUAGAUAUAUGUGCUUAAAUUGCGUUUCUUAACACAGUAAGUAUCGAAUAAGAACUUAUGAAUAAUUUAUGACCUCUCAGUAACAUCGUGAGUAUCUGCAGUGCACGUCAUAGAGUACAGAAAGUAAAAUCGGAAUGGAAAGUCGAACGCAAUUAAUUCAGAGCAUGAAACUCUCUUUAAAAGCCAAUGCAAGUAAAAUCUUGACCUUCGAGAAAAAGUAGCUGAUACGAUCAUAUCUCACAGGCGGAAUAUUGUACUACGUGUUUAAAUACUUUAAAGCCAUGUGUAACUUUGCGUAAUCUCGAGGGAUAUCCUGAAUUUAACUUGGCGCGCGAUAUAUCGCAAAAGACAUUUUAUUCCAAGCGGGAUACCUCCAUCGAUACCAUCGACAGACUUAAUAUCACAUUAAGCUGUAAAUAAUUAAUUAAUAAUUAUAUCAACGUAUAUCUCCGAGCGUUGGAUGAUAAUGUGACAAGAGUAAUCAAUAUUUUUGCAGCGACGAGCGAAAAACUACCGAUGCCAAUUUAUCGCUGGGAACAUCGAGAUGAAAGUAUCGAUACGUCGAUCGGAAUCACGACGUCGUCGGCAUUCCCAACAUUCCCGACGUUCCCAACCAAAACGGUGGUGGGACCGUGUUUAUCCGUGUGGGAGAUGUGAGUGCAGAAUCACGAGACUGGCGAUUUGCGACGCGAUCGCUGUAUGAUCGGUCGUCCGAUCGUGUCUUCUCGAGUGGACAAGACAAGGUCGCUCGCUCACUCGUUCAUUCUUCGUGCCGCGUCGCAAGUGUUCCCGACAAGCGGCGACGAUACAGCCAGGCGAGCUGUCAUGCCUAUCAGUUGAUAAACCGAUCGAGAUAAUGAGAGAUAACGAUUCGUCGGAGAUGUGGACGAUGCGGCACCACGGGAAUGCGAGCCGUGUAUGACUAGUAUGAAUCAUUUUGAUAUUGAUUUCCUGUGUACGUUCAAAGAAUUCUAGGCUUUUCAAAAGAUGAGUCCAAUCAGAAUCACUACUGCGGACAGUCUCGACUAUCGUUACAUACCCAUCACAAAAAACAGCGUUAGUUUAGGCAUUAAAGCUAGUCACGAUGCAAGGAUUGCCUUACGGACACAUCUUGGUAGCGAUUCCAACGUGUAUGAGAUUAUUAUCGGCGGAUGGGGAAAUACUAUGUCGGCGAUAAAAAGAAAUAAUACGGAACCAGAUGUGGCAGAAGCAGACACCAGGGAUAUAUUGAAUCCUGAUGAGAUAUGUGAUAUUUUCAUACAAUGGUCUUGCGAUGGACUAUUAAGCGUUAGCCGCGAGGAUGAUUUUGACAUGCCGUUCAUGUCUUACAAAGACAGAAGCCCAUUUGUCAUAAAUUAUAUAGGAGUUAGUACUGCUUGGGGUGCAACCGGAGAAUGGAUAAUUGAAGAAUGCCAGUUCACGUCACCUGCCAUCAGGCAACAACUGAUGGACACGUGCCACUUCUGGGUGGACUUCAACGAGGCGUUUGGACUACCUCGAAACGCAGUAAUGGCCUCGGAGGACGGCUUGUACAUCGGUCGGGCGCAUCAUCAGGGCACAGUGACACCGGGUGGCAUUCGCGACAACGUCUGCACGCUCGCGUGGGGCGGCAAUGCCCACGAGAAACGAGAAUUCCAGGUGCUGUGCGGCAAGGACGUGAACUGGGUGAAGUCGUGGGAGGGUAGCGUGCCACUGCACGCCCUGCCCGCCGGCGAAACCGAGGACGGUUACGCUCUAUUCGUCGGCAGAGUACUGCACGAAGGUAUCUAUUGCAUCGGCAAGAUACAACCGAAUCACCAGGUAUGUUACAUACCGCAAAACGGCCAAGAAAUGCCCUAUAUGGAAUACGAGGCCUUGGUCAUACAUGACAACUACGGGGUCGAGUGUAUCGGAAGGUAAAGCGACGGACGGCUUAGAGACAGAAUGUAUUUAUUUUUCCACGAGACAAAAUAUUUUUCGCAUACUAUGAUUAAAUGCAAGUGAUCCUCUCCAUAAAAUUUCAACUGGAGUUGCUUGUACGCUUACUUACGUAAGCAUCACACAGUUAUUUGUAAUAAUUCAAAAUUAUAAUUUAUAACAUAUCUUUUAUGAAUACGAAAUAUUGCAAAAUAUAUUGCAU